GUGCGCCGGGGAGCCGUGCUCCCGCCGUUUGGGCUGCCCAAUUUUGGGGGGGGGGUGGGAAUCGGCUUUAUUUCUUGGGGCAGGCAGGCAGCAAUCGCAUAAUUAAAACCUCACUGGGAUCCUUGAGUGAGGGUGGAAGCCAUGAAAAAAAAGAACCCAGGAGAUACGGGGGUUGGAACGGGUGUCCGAGCACUGGGGACCUGGGUGAGACCCCUGCAGAGGAGAGUAGGCCAUUAGAGAAAUGGGAAGGAUUGUGAAGAUUUUUGUGGGAACGUUUCUUGCAGAACAUAAGUUAUUAGGAAACAUUAAAAAUGUAGCCAAGACAGCUAACAAGGACCAUUUGGUUACAGCCUACAACCAUCUUUUUGAAAGUAAGCGUUUCAAGGGUACUGAAAGUAUAAGUAAAGUGUCUGAGCAGGUGAAAAAUGUGAAGCUUAAUGAAGAUAAACCCAAAGAAACCAAGUCUGAAGAGACUCUGGAUGAGGGUCCACCAAAAUAUAUAAAAUCUGUUCUUAAAAAAGGAGAUAAAACCAACUUUCCCAAAAAGGGAGAUGUUGUUCACUGCUGGUAUACAGGAACACUACAGGAUGGGACUGUUUUUGAUACUAAUAUUCAAACGAGUUCAAAGAAGAAGAAAAAUGCCAAGCCUGUAAGUUUUAAGGUUGGAAUAGGCAAAGUUAUCAGAGGAUGGGAUGAAGCACUCUUAACUAUGAGUAAAGGAGAAAAGGCUCGACUAGAGAUUGAACCAGAAUGGGCUUAUGGAAAGAAAGGACAGCCUGAUGCCAAAAUUCCACCAAAUGCAAAACUCAUUUUUGAAGUGGAGUUAGUGGAUAUUGACUGAAAUAGCAAUGCUUCGGAUAUAAAGACAUCAGCAACAAUAAAACAUGGCCUUGAAGAAACUUAUGUAACUAAUUAGAGCUGGUUACUAUUGUAAGGGAAGAGUCAACCGGAAAAUUCAAGAACUCCGAUAUUGUUUACCCAACCCCUAACUUUUAAUAUAUGUAAUCCAUUAUAAUUCCCUAAAGUUUGAAAUAUUUUACUACAGCUGUGUAAAAUAUUGGUUAAGGAGAAAUGACUUUCCUUUUACCUCAUGUUGUAAACUAAAAGGUUCAAUAAAAACAUAUUCAGUGUC
Molecule: messenger RNA, 1132 nt
Organism: Neomonachus schauinslandi (Hawaiian monk seal)
Lineage: Eukaryota; Metazoa; Chordata; Mammalia; Carnivora; Phocidae
Gene: FKBP3
Product: FKBP prolyl isomerase 3
Exons: 7
Coding region: 242-841 (199 amino acids)
Molecular function (GO): peptidyl-prolyl cis-trans isomerase activity
Source: RefSeq, a predicted model, not a curated record